AUGAUACCUGAACAUCCUGGAGGUGAAGAAGUUCUGCUGGAGCAGGCUGGUAAGGAUGGUACCGAGGCUUUCGAGGAUGUAGGUCACAGCUCGGAUGCCCGUGAACUUAUGAGGAAAUACAAAAUAGGAGAAAUUGUCGAACACGAGCGCAAAAAGACCCAAGAAAAGGCACUUCCAGACUGGAGCAACCAACAAGCUGGCGAGGACAAAGAAAACUCACUGAAAACAUGGAUUCUCCCUAUUGUUCUGGGCAUUUUAGCGACACUUCUCUACCGAUUUUAUGUGUUACAAUAAUCACUUUUAUUUUUAACUGAAAUAUCACAUAUUAGAAAAAGGUAAGGUACGAGGCACCACCCAUGCUGAUUCUUCAGAUAAGUAAUUGACUUUGAAACUUCUAUUUCGUUGUAACAACCAUUUUCGUAAUUUCAAUCGCGCUGUUAAUUUUUGAAUCUAGUUUUUCUUAAGAUAAUUUACUUGUUUAAUUUAACUAUAUAUUAUGAAAUGUGGUAGCAUUUUUUCAAUGAACACUGUCUUGAUUAAUAUUUAGAUUAAUUUGAAAUAUCAUAUUGUUUCUAUGAUAAAAAGCCUACUUAUUUUGCGGACCAAACAAAUAUUAAUUCUUUUAAUUGUGUGGUUUUUUUCUCCACUAGAGUAGAUUUUAUUGAAACGAUUUAGAUAUAGUUUGAAAUUAUAUACAUGAGACACAUCGUCUAGAUCGUUGUGAAACAUUUCAGGAUCAGAUACAUAUGAGUAUCUUGCACAAUGGCACCAUAAUUUUAGUGGCAUAAUUUAGGUUCAUGCGCCAUUUGAAGUGAA
Molecule: messenger RNA, 816 nt
Organism: Ctenocephalides felis (cat flea)
Lineage: Eukaryota; Metazoa; Arthropoda; Insecta; Siphonaptera; Pulicidae
Product: cytochrome b5-like
Exons: 3
Coding region: 1-294 (97 amino acids)
Cellular component (GO): intracellular membrane-bounded organelle; membrane
Molecular function (GO): heme binding
Source: RefSeq, a predicted model, not a curated record